This is a messenger RNA of Emericellopsis cladophorae, 771 nucleotides long. RefSeq names its product Sedoheptulose 1. Gene Ontology annotation, biological process: ribose phosphate biosynthetic process. The transcript is spliced from 4 exons. NCBI's taxonomy places the organism in Eukaryota, Fungi, Ascomycota, Sordariomycetes, Hypocreales, Bionectriaceae. Gene Ontology annotation, molecular function: sedoheptulose-bisphosphatase activity. The record is from RefSeq and is a predicted model, not a curated record. Bases 1 to 771 code for a protein of 256 amino acids.
AUGGGCAAAACACCACGAGUCUUUCUGAUACGCCAUGGCGAGACGGAGUGGUCCCUCAAUGGCCGUCACACGGGGACCAGCGAUAUUCCCCUCACAGCCAACGGAGAGGCUCGCAUCAGAGCAACUGGACAAGCGUUGGUAGGCCACGAUCGAUUGAUUGUGCCCAAACAGCUGGCUCAUAUCUACGUUUCCCCUCGCAAGCGUGCUCAACGCACCUUUGAGCUCCUGAAUCUUGGUAUCCCCGCUGAGCAACUCCCUUGGACACUGCAUGGCGAGCAACCCAGCAAGCGCGAAGAACUGUCCAACUGUGGUGCGCGUGUCGAAAUCACAGAGGACAUUCGCGAAUGGGACUAUGGAGACUACGAAGGCGUGACUAGCCCUGAUAUCAGGAAACUUCGAGCUGAGCAGGGGCUGGACGAGGGCAAGGGAAGGACAUGGGACAUCUGGAGAGAUGGAUGCCCUGGUGGCGAGAUGCCCGACGACGUCACAGCCCGUCUUGAUCGCCUCAUCGAAGAUCUCCGCACCAAGUACCAUGGCCCCUGUAUGGACGGUGAUGCUCCUAAAGGCGACGUCCUCAUCGUAGCACACGGCCAUAUUCUCCGUGCCUUUGCCAUGCGCUGGGCCAACAAGACACUACAGGAUGGCCCGGCGUUCUUACUUGAGGCUGGUGGCGUUGGUACCUUGAGUUACGAGCACAGCAACAUUGACGAACCCGCUAUCCUCUUGGGCGGUGCUUUCGUUGUUGACAUUGCGGAAAAGGGACUGCAAUAA